This is a messenger RNA of Chara braunii, 2777 nucleotides long. The record is from the annotation of a GenBank genome assembly. NCBI's taxonomy places the organism in Eukaryota, Viridiplantae, Streptophyta, Charophyceae, Charales, Characeae.
GUGGCCGAGAGCGUGGAAGCGGCAGAUGACUUACAAACAUGGGCAGUCUGUGGUCGCACAGGCAGGGGCAGUGGGAGUGAUGCAGACAUGGACGCUCCUGGAGGAGGUGUGGGGCAUGAAGAGCAAAGAGGGCUCUGGCGUGAAGACCAACUAUGGCGUCCAGGUAAGAUCUCCGCCGACACAGGCCGCUGACGUGAAGACCAGCUAUGAUGCCCAGGUAAGAUAUCCACUGAUGCAGGACACCGGGGCACUGCCACGACGCAGUGCCAGGCUUGCAGUUCGUACCCGCCCUGCGGUACCUCCAAGACCCAAGCGACUCAACAAGCGGAAGACUCCAGCAGCAUCAAGUACAGCAAUAAAGGUACCGGUUACCACCGGAGUUCUUCCCGCAUGCCCGGUCCAAGGGGCCGGCGAUCCGUUGGCAGCUUACCUUCAACGGGUACAGGCAUUCACUGAUGUCGUAGCUUCCGCCAAGGCACAAGAGGAAGCAGCAGAGGCGGAACGUCAACGGCUGGCCAGUGAGGCGGCAGCCCAAGCUCAGCAGACUGCUGAGGCUGACGCCGUGGUGCGAGAUAAGCGGAACGCCAUUUGCAUGGAGUCCUUGACUAUGAAUGAGACCUUAACAGCUGCUGUUCGCGCCGCCGCCACACAUCAGAAACAACUGUUGAACACCACCACCGCACGCAUCAACAACAUCGAGGCUAAGGCCUCAGCAGCGCCAGGCUGCACGACAGACGAGGUGAGGCAGCUCAAUGGGCGCAUCUAUCAUGUCGUCAAUCUAAUCCGCGACAUAGGUGUUUUCAAUGGGCCGGACACGAUCAGUAGCACGGUAGCCGCCAUCAAGACGGACAUCACCAAGCUGCAGACGAGACCGGACGUCGCUACGAAGACUUACAAGAUGCUGCACUUCGACAUCAGCAAGUUCGACGACUACAACAAGCCGGACGCCUUGACAUGGUGGCAACGUUUCCUCACGGAAGCAUCAUGCCGCACUGUCCCGGCGGACGACAUGAUGAAGGCGCUCUACUUGCAACUCAUUGGAGGAGCGCAGGCAUGGAUGAACCAUCUGGCGGCUACCAACAAAUGCACCAUCGCCGAACUCCACACGCAUAUCACGUGGAAAGAGUUCGAGAAGCUAUGGUUCACCCAGUUCAUGGUCCGCAACGUCGUGAAGGCGGCCAUGAACGAGGUGUACACCUGCUCUCAAAGGAAUAUGCCAACUCGAGACUGGACAACCAAGUGGCAAAAGAUAGUGACCACGCCAGGCUUCGAUUUGAGCUUUACCAAUCAACGAUCCGAGUUCUUCUCGCGAUCAUGCGCAGGACUGCGAACCGCACUCGGUAACGAGUACGAUUACGCCUCAUUCCAGGCUAUCCUGGAUCGUGCGAACUUGGUCAUCCAAACUGAUGACAAGGCCGCAAACGAACGGCAGUCCCAGCCGCAUUAUGUGGCUAAGCCGGCCUAUCAACGACCAGCACAUAACAAUGCUGUGAUUUAUGAAGAAACAGUCGAUCUCCACGCUGCAGCAGCAUCCUCKAGUGAUGGAGGAAUUGUAGCAGCGCUCCCGCCGAAGCGUCCCAAGAGAGUUCGGAAGAACAAGGCGACACAAGAGACGGCAUCGACGGGAAUUGGGCAGCAGCCAUGGACGACAUACAAGAUCACCAAGGAAAUCUACGACCUUCGUCAAAAGUACUUUGGUGCAAUGGGGUACAUCGAAGACGAAGCUGGAGCUAUGGCGCCACAGAUCAUCGGCACGAAUGGGACAUGGCAUGCGACGCCUGUUGGCUUGCUGUUGCAUGGGAACUUGAGCCUUUUGCAUGUUCUCGUGGGCUUGAGCCAACAAUUCCCUGUACUUCCGAAUAGAAGCGGGGUAGCAAGCAGCGUCUAUGUCGGCUGUUCGUGGAAGGAGAAGAUCAACGAAGAUACGGCCUUUCCGGCCACCGCGGUGCAACUCGAAUGGAGUCACACCGAUCGCCGGGUGCAACGAAGUGUUGUAGGCGAACUCGAUGUCGGGGAGGUGGGCAACCCAAUCUUUCUGAUCGGGACGGAUGAGCGUACAAAGGAUCAUUUGAGCGGUUUGAUAUCCCCGCUCCGUUUGCCCGUCCGUUUGUGGAUGUCAAGUCGAACUUGGUUUCAUCUUCGUGCCGGAUUCGUGCAUGAGAGAAGUCCAAAAUGCCGACAUGAAGCGAGUGUCGCGGUCCUUGACGAUGUCUUCCGGUACGUCGUGGCUGCAAAUCCAGCCGGUGUGCAAGAGACGCGCAAGUUCGGGAGCCGUGGCGUAGUACUUGCAAGGGAGAAACCGCGCAUACUUACUCAAACGGUCAACGACCGUGAGGAUGUCGUCGUGCCCGAGGCGGUCGCGGGGAAACGGUCCCGUGACGUCCAUGGCAAUGGAGAGGCCGGGUUCCCGUGGGAUAGGCAUCGGGCACAACUCGCCAUAGGGAUUGCGGUUGCGGGGCUUGCUUCGUCUGCAAACUUCGCAAGAGUCGCAAUACCGAGUGACUUCGGUAAUGAGGUCGGGUCAUCGGAAUCGUUGCCGAAGUCGUGCAAUAGUGCGAUUGACUCCGAAAUGGGCGGCGAGUCGCGAGUCAUGGUACUCGCCGAGAAGGCGAGUCCGAAGACGACGGUCUCGUGGGACACAUAAUAAGUCCUUGCCUUGCGAGUGGAGGAGCAAGUACCCGUCGACGAUGCGAUAGUGGCUGGCCGGCGGGUGAUCCGAAGAUAGUGGCGCAUACAACAUGGCGAAAUCCGGGUCGGACUCAUAGCCCCGGAUGAAG